Messenger RNA from Diaporthe citri, 963 nucleotides. RefSeq lists its product as uncharacterized. The transcript has a single exon. The record is from RefSeq and is a predicted model, not a curated record. NCBI's taxonomy places the organism in Eukaryota, Fungi, Ascomycota, Sordariomycetes, Diaporthales, Diaporthaceae. The coding region runs from base 1 to 963 and encodes 320 amino acids.
AUGGAGAUCCGUAAAUCCAGCAUAGAGAUUCUCGACGAGCCCCAUCGAGACGCCGUCGCACGUGCCAUCUGCAAGAUCCUAUCCACCGAGAUAGCCGAGACCACAUUCGCCCAGAUUGUUGAUGGCCUGCCCCUCCCAGAAGUCCUAGACGGCGUCUAUGGCAACCUUCUGUCUCCCGAGCACCCAGCUUAUCACCAUACACAUCUUAAAUCGGGCACCCUAGACACGGUUCGCCGAUUUCGCGAGGAAUUUGAUCUUCAGGAUCUGCAGUUCGACAACUCAGUGAGCGAUCUGCCCAUCAUCCACCCAAACCCAAAGACCCCUCACCACUGCAUAAUCACUAACACGCAACAUAAGCUCCUGUUAGCCUUUCAGGCCUCCUCUCCCGGUUCCAGGGCCUUCCGCACGCCGCUGAUUGAGAUCGCCGCUGUCGCAGUGCACCAGGUCGCAGUGCUGCUGUACCAGAACAACCCGGAUCUGUCCUCACCCACGUCGACCACGCGGGCGGUGCAUGCCUGGGCCCCACCCCGGGACGACGAGAGCAGACGCUCGGCGACGUGGUGGCGCUUUCGCCCCGAGGGGCCACCUGCCACACUCUUCUGUCAUGACUGGUACUGUGACCAUGCCCAGUACCCAAACGGCGUUGCGGACGUAGCUGGUUACUGGGCCGAGAACAGGGUGCUCGGGGGUGUGGUGCUGUUCGACCACGCCGAGGCCCCCGCCUUGGACGCCGUAUAUCUCCAUCCCGACCAUGACGAGGUCACAUACCGGAUCUGCCUGCUCACGGACGCGCAGAAGAAGGCCCUGCUCGAUUUCCUGUUGCUGGACACGCCAACCUCUGCCUCACCGCUACCUAUCAUUCCAGACGGGACCAAUACGCACCGUGUCGACCCGGAGGAACCGAUUCGUUACACAGGCAUAUAUCGCGACCUCUGGGAGAGGCGGAUGCCACCUCCUGAGUAG